Messenger RNA from Kazachstania africana CBS 2517, 600 nucleotides. RefSeq names its product Slx9p (gene SLX9). The transcript has a single exon. Gene Ontology annotation, cellular component: 90S preribosome; preribosome, small subunit precursor; nucleolus. The record is from RefSeq and is a predicted model, not a curated record. The coding region runs from base 1 to 600 and encodes 199 amino acids. NCBI's taxonomy places the organism in Eukaryota, Fungi, Ascomycota, Saccharomycetes, Saccharomycetales, Saccharomycetaceae. Gene Ontology annotation, biological process: maturation of SSU-rRNA from tricistronic rRNA transcript (SSU-rRNA, 5.8S rRNA, LSU-rRNA).
AUGGUUGCUAAGAAAAGAAACACGCUGAGGAAUAAAGUAUCGUCUAAGAUAAAUUCACAUUCAAUUUUAGAAAAUUUACAAAAUGAUAUAGAUGUUCAAUUGCCCGAGGAUCCAAAGGCUUUCUUGCAUCAACCCAAGGAAACAAAGAGGGAAAAGCAGUUGAACAAGCAAAGUGCCUUCAUAUCUAGAGUACAGGAGAAGUCUAUGGGGAUGGAUCCAUCAUUUGCCGGUAUUUCAAAAUCUUCGAUAAGGCGUAGAAAGAGAAAGAUGAGAGAUAAUUUAAAACCAAGAAUGGAUGAUUUAUUGGUAUCGCUGGAAAGAGAGGAUGAUCUCAGGGAUAUAACGCAAAAUACAGGGGAGCAUGCUGAUGAUGAGGAGACUCGCAAAAGAAACAGAGCUAAUGUCACUAAAGUUGUCAGCAGAAAUGAACCAGGGUCUGUUUUGACGAGAAGAAAUGAGCCAAGUAUUAGAAAUAAGAAAGGUGCAAAAACCUUGCAAAUCAAAGAGACUGAAAGGUUCAACCAAGUCUUGAAGAAUCAAUUAUUUCAAACAAAUACUUUCGGUGCCUUAAGAGAAGUCAUCAAGAUGCAGAAGAGAUAA